Angiostrongylus costaricensis is the source of this 519-nucleotide messenger RNA. The record is from the annotation of a GenBank genome assembly. NCBI's taxonomy places the organism in Eukaryota, Metazoa, Nematoda, Chromadorea, Rhabditida, Metastrongylidae.
AUGACGCAGUUUUUUCGUUCAGUGUCAUUUUUUACGAGAUUAUUUCCACUAGGAUCCAUUGAGCGCACUUCGCUUUUUCGAUCGACGGUCUUUGGCGCUGCAGCCGGUUAUUUGACAUUCAGAGCUGGCAGGCAUAUCAUCAAUGAUCCUGGAAAACCCAUUGUGUUUGACUCACGAGAGUAUUAUUGGAAUGCCGAUCUACACACGCCAAGCGAAAAACUUCCGCUGCAAUGUGUUAACAAGAUCGAUCCGCUUGAUCCGCAAUUUGGUCGUGUGUACUAUGCGAACGAUUCUCGUCCAACUGAAAUCGUAUACGGUUGUGCCGAAGAAGACUAUUGUUGCGGAUAUGAUUGUUGUCAAGAAAAUAUGUUCUUCACCAGUCUAUUCCGACUUCUCAUCAUGAUUCUCGUAUUUUCCGUGCUCGGUGUGUUCUGCAUUGAGGCAUUUCGAUGGAGUCUCAACUGUAUAUACAUGUGUAAAUAUGGUCAUCCACGAGAUCUAGAGCCACUAAGCAUUUGA